AUGUACAGAACUAAGCAUCACUGCACUUCUCUUGGUGGAAAUCUGGCCUCAAUCCAAACUUCGGAGGAGUACACCUUCAUCAGAGACAUGAUUAAAAAAACAACAAAAUCACAUAAAGAGACUUGGGUUGGAGGCUAUGAUGCCCCGAAGGAGGGUGUGUGGCUGUGGAGUGAUGGUUCACAGUUUGUGUUUACUGACUGGGCUAGAGGAGAGCCGAACAAUCGCUGGGGUGAAGAUUGUAUGGAAAUUAACUUUAGAGGGAGAGAUUACAUCAAUGAUGCAGAUUGUCGCCUUGAGAAAUGUUUAGUUUGUGCCAUGGAUCCAUAACAGACCUCUCCAUCUGCCAACAAAUCCUCAGCGUCAUCUUCCACCAGGAUGCCAAGCCUCGAUGGCGUCACUGCUGGAGGAUAUUUUGACCAAUUUUAC
Cheilinus undulatus (humphead wrasse) is the source of this 426-nucleotide messenger RNA. RefSeq names its product ladderlectin-like. The transcript is spliced from 5 exons. The record is from RefSeq and is a predicted model, not a curated record. Bases 1 to 327 code for a protein of 108 amino acids. Lineage: Eukaryota; Metazoa; Chordata; Actinopteri; Labriformes; Labridae.